Messenger RNA from Bombyx mori (domestic silkworm), 2807 nucleotides. RefSeq names its product E3 ubiquitin-protein ligase Topors (gene Topors). Lineage: Eukaryota; Metazoa; Arthropoda; Insecta; Lepidoptera; Bombycidae. Bases 409 to 2229 code for a protein of 606 amino acids. Gene Ontology annotation, molecular function: ubiquitin protein ligase activity; metal ion binding. The record is from RefSeq and is a predicted model, not a curated record. Gene Ontology annotation, biological process: protein monoubiquitination; protein polyubiquitination. The transcript has 5 exons.
CAAUGGAUAAAUCAAACAAAAAAGUUUGUGGUUUAGCGGAAAUUUGGUGUUCACAAAAUCCAUUUAAAAUCCUUCACUAAACAUCAAAGUAGUGAUGAUAAUUUUCCUCAGUAUUUUAUUCGCUCAUUCCCGUAACUCGUACACAUAUGAAUGGACAUAAAAUAUGUGUAACAACGUGGUUUUUAGCAUAAUAUGUCAAAUGUCCUGAUUUAGUUGAAAUACAUUAUUUAUCACGUCACACUACAAAGAAAUCUGUCAGGUACCUAUCGUCACAAUAACGUUGAAGAUUUGAGAGACAUGAUGUGGUGAAGCCACUGGAAAUAUCACGAUAGGUAGAUAGAUAGAUAACGUUGAAGAUUUGAGACACAUGAUGUGGUGAAGCCAUUGGAAAUAUCACGAUAGGCAAUCAUGGCGACUAUACCACAAUCUUUGGAUGAUAUCUCUGAAGCAAACCCAAGCAGCAUAAAGAGUGAUGAUAGCAGUCCACAUCAUGACAACAGCAGAGGGUCGCCACCUCCUAACUGUGCAAUAUGUCUAGGAACAUGUAAAAACAAAUCAUUCACUGAUUCUUGCUUGCACCAAUUUUGUUUCAACUGUCUUGUAACUUGGAGUAAGGUGAAAGCAGAAUGUCCAUUAUGCAAGCAAAAUUUUAAAUCAAUAAUUUAUAAUGUUCGUGCCAAUCAACAAUAUGAAGAAUACCAAGUGGAACAGCGCCAAGUUGAAUCUAGCCAGAGAAUUGAUAUUGAUACACUCACAAACAGAAGGUUUAGAUACAGAACUACAUUGACAUUGCCACGACGGCAGUCGAUAGCCUUCCAGCAGUUGUUGUUACGGCACUACCCACUUGUGGCAAAUGUGUUGAGUCCACCACGUCGUCGACGCUCUCCGGCUUCCUUCCGUCGCACUGUGUACCGACACAACCUGUGGGCGCGACCACUCCCCGACUUCACUGGACGGUUUCGUGACUGUACGCCAGAAUUCUAUAGAUCUAAUGCCACACAGUUACAUCGUCUCGUGCCCUGGUUGAAUAGGGAGCUUAGCUACUUAUUAAAUGGAAACGUAGGUCAUAUUUCUUACGUGCUGACCAGAAUCUUGGAAAUGUUGCCUCACCAUCACAUAACUUUCGGGACCGAGUUUCGGGAAGCGAUGACACGUUUCUUUGGUGACAGGACAGACCAUUUCUUACACGAGUUGUACUGCUUCGCGUCAACACCCUACGACAUGACCGGAUAUGAUCGUAAUGUGCAAUACACGACUGAUUCGCGUAUGUCGACAAUGGUCAACGAAGUGAUAUCUAGCUCGGAGUCAGAUGGAAGUGUCGACUCGGAUAUCGUGAUGGUGUCGAGUUCAUCUGCCGCCGAACCUUCCGCCGGUCCCUCGGGAGUACCGCGAGCUCCGCCCCGGGCCGCCCUCGCAGCCAACAAUAUCAUUCCCAUUGAAACAAUUUCACAUUCUGACACUGACGACGACUCAUCCGAAGUAAUGGUCGUCGGCUAUAUUAAACCCCCUCAGGAUCGAACUCCAGAACUCGUUGAUCUGGUCGGAUCUGAUAGCGACGUAGUGAUCGCCGAAACCACGCAACCUCAACCUGGACCGUCCGACACGAAUGCCGGCCCUUUUGUGAAGCUUACUUUGAAAAGAGACCGUCCUGAAGGGUCGAAUUGGUCUGGUUCGGACUCUGACGACUCGUACCGUCCGCUAAGGCGUCGUCGCCGGCGGCCGCGCUCCUCCGACUCCGCCACGACGGCAGACACGCGCCGCACCACGCCCGAACCUGCCUCCUCCACCUCCGCUUCGUCCGACGCCGAUCAGUCGUCAACAGACACGUCACUAUCUGACGACAGAAAAACCGGUGCCACCAGAAAGAAGAUCAGAAAGAGAAGCAGCAGGGAAGGCGCAACAUUUCGCCGGGAAAGAAAUGGAAGUGGAAGACGUUCGUCGCCCGGUCAACGACGCGAUAACAAAGUAAAUACCGACUCGAGUCAUCCGGAUCGAGACCGACGAAGUAAAAAGAAGUCACAUUCAGGAAAAGGAGUGAAAUGUUCUAGACGUCUCGAGGAGCCUCCCCCAGAAGCUCGGCCGACGGAAUCCGCGGGACGGAAGUUGAGGAGCGUCGUCACCGUCAUGCGCGGCCGGACCGCCGGGCCCGACAGGAGGUCCAGCAUCUCUGACUCAGACGACGACCUGCCUCUUAAUCUCACUGUACAGAAAAAGCAACCUCCCUCCUAGGGAUAGACUGUUGGCUCACGUGUGUGAAGUGAAUCAUAAUUUAUAUGAUAGACUUGUAUAAUAUUGCGAAGUUACUCAUAUUAAAAAAUACCCCAGUCGGUGUUGUGAUAUUUUGGUAAGAGAACAUCAUGGAACUACGACUGUGCCCGAAUGAAACUACAAUUGUAGACGGUGGCGAUGAUAUAGUUUGCACAAUUUGUGGCUGCAUUGUGUUUUGACCUUGUAGUGUCAAUUUCAAAUGAAUUACAACCCAAAAGAUGGAUUGAGGAGGAUUAAACCUGAGUUAUGAGAUCACCAUAGUUUUUUGUGCAUAUAUAUGUUUAAAAAACAACAUUUCUUCAGGCAUACAUAUGCAAUUAGUUUUCUAUUAUGUGGAUUGUUAAAAUUGUAUAUAAAUCGUUUUGUCGAAUUCUCGCUCAUACCUAAUUUAUGUGAAUAUUGGCAGAAAAUAUUUAUCAAUUCUAUUUGUGCUGAUCAUUUAAGAAGAGUUGUGAAACAUAAUAAUAGAAAAGAAUAAAAUACUUAAUCCAUUUUGUUUAUAAGAAAACUGUACAAAAAAAUAAAAAAUACACACCUGA